Molecule: messenger RNA, 1095 nt
Organism: Tetrahymena thermophila SB210
Lineage: Eukaryota; Ciliophora; Oligohymenophorea; Hymenostomatida; Tetrahymenidae
Exons: 1
Source: RefSeq, a predicted model, not a curated record
AUGGAAUUUAACAGCUAAUUUUUUAUUUAAAGCAAGCCUUAUAUGGCAAACUCUAAUGAAGGUCAAUUUUUUAAAGAAAACUUAACAACUAGCAAAUUAGAGAGCCACGCCUACAUAUAAGAUGAUAAUAUCAGCUAGUUUCUGAAUGAAAUUCAUAGCUAUACUCACAUUAACACUUUAAUUGUUUGUUAAGACUUUUUCUACUAGAAGAUUGAUGAAUGGUGUGAUUUUUAAGAUCAAAUGGCUUAGUUAUUUGCACAUUUGCCAUGUUUUGAUAAUUUAACAGACUUAUUUAUUAAAUUGGAUAUUUACAGUUCUAAUCCUAACUAGGAAUUUAGAAAAAUAAAUCUAGAGGAUAUUAAAAUUUAAGGUUGUCCAAUGAUAAAUAGCUCUUUAAUGCUUAGCGAUAAUAAAAUCGAUACAAGCUACACUAAUAUUCUUUCAAUGCUAUCUGCUAUUCAAUAAAGUAACCCCUAUUUAAAUAACAAAAUUAACUUGCACCUAGUUAUGUGUAUAAGUCAGGAUUAAAACACAAAGCAUUUUAUAGAUUCUAUCAGCAUGAUCUCAAAUUUAAAAUCGUUAGAAAUUAAAUACUAUUGCUAAAAUUAUAUGUAAGAAAAUAUUAAUGAUAAUAAUUAAAUCUCAAACAAUAGACUUCUUUUUCUCAACUUAACAAGACAAAUAUCUAAAUGUUAGAGCUUAAAAAAUAUCAAGCUCAUCAUCCCUAGCUUAGACUUAAUUCAGCCUAUCCAAACUUAAGAAAACCACAAUCCUAAUUCUUUUAACUAAGAAGUUAUGCAAUUAACAAGUGCUAUUUCAAUGUGUAAGAAUCUAUAAAAAGUAUCUCUUCACCUUCCUAUCCAGUUCUUCUUUUAAGACUACUUAAAGCAAAAAAAUUCAUCUGAAAAAAGUAUUCAUUCUAACUUAAAAGCACUCAGCAAUCUUAAUAAAAUCAAAAUUUUUGAGUUUCAUUUAAUAAAAUUUAAAAACACUCCCAACAUGCGCAGAAAAACACAGCAAAUUAAUGAUCUUAGUAUUUACUUGAAGAAGUAAAUUGUAUAAAAUCUAUCUCAUCUUGUGCUUUAUUAACCUUGA